AAUUAUUGCAGUUUCUAAUAAAAGACUGCUUAGAACCACAGCUUAUCGAGACCAACAAAAACAAGAUCAUAUAUCACCAGACAGACCGGGUCCGAAAGAUGAAAAUCCACAAGGAACAGGUCCUACCCGUGAAAAACCAAUGACUGAAGGUCAUGCUGUUAAUAAGGCCAAGGGAGCUUUAGGCAUGAUGAAAGAUACUGCCACCAAUGCUACCGAGAAGGUCAAAGAUGUUUUUACACGUAUGGCUGCAUCUAACGCUUUGGAUGUUCAAGCUGAAGAUGUGACCAAAGGACUUAAA
Messenger RNA from Racocetra persica, 298 nucleotides. Lineage: Eukaryota; Fungi; Glomeromycota; Glomeromycetes; Diversisporales; Gigasporaceae. The record is from the annotation of a GenBank genome assembly.